This is a messenger RNA of Salvelinus namaycush (lake trout), 1041 nucleotides long. RefSeq names its product 5-hydroxytryptamine receptor 4-like. Gene Ontology annotation, biological process: adenylate cyclase-activating adrenergic receptor signaling pathway; chemical synaptic transmission; regulation of appetite. The record is from RefSeq and is a predicted model, not a curated record. Lineage: Eukaryota; Metazoa; Chordata; Actinopteri; Salmoniformes; Salmonidae. Gene Ontology annotation, molecular function: G protein-coupled serotonin receptor activity. The transcript is spliced from 4 exons. The coding region runs from base 1 to 1041 and encodes 346 amino acids. Gene Ontology annotation, cellular component: plasma membrane.
AUGCCGAAGAGGAUUGCUCUCAUCUGCUUCCUUUCCCUGGUGAUGCUCAUGAGUGUCCUGGGGAACCUCCUGGUCAUGACAGCUGUCUGCAAGGACCGCCAGCUCAGGAAAAUCAAGACCAACUACUUCAUAGUAUCGCUGGCCUUUGCAGACCUGAUGGUGUCGGUGCUGGUGAUGCCGUUUGGUGCCAUAGAACUGAUUCACCAGAACUGGAUUUAUGGAGAAACCUUCUGCCUGGUCCGGACAUCUCUAGAUGUACUGUUGACAACAGCCUCCAUAUUACACCUAUGUUGCAUUGCUUUGGACAGGUACUAUGCCAUCUGCUGCCAGCCACUGGUCUACAGGAAUAAGAUGACACCACUGAGAGUGGCUCUUAUGUUAGGAGGAUGCUGGGUAAUCCCCACCUUUAUAUCCUUCCUACCCAUAAUGCUAGGAUGGAACAGUAUCGGAAUAGACCAUUUGAUAGAGGAACGGAAGUUCAGCGGGGAUGCAGCCAACUCGACGGCGUGUGUCUUCAUGGUCAACAAGCCCUACGCUCUGACGUGUUCCGUGGUGGCCUUCUACAUCCCUCUGGUUCUGAUGGUACUGGCCUACCAGCGUAUCUAUGUGACUGCACGGGCGCACGCACGACAAAUCGGCGUGCUGCAGCGGGCAGGGGGCGCUGCCGCCUCGGCAGACAGCGCCGACCACCAGCGCAACCACCGCAUGCGUACGGAGACCAAGGCGGCCAAGACUCUGUGCAUCAUCAUGGGCUGUUUCUGCCUGUGCUGGGCCCCCUUCUUCAUCACAAACGUGGUGGACCCCUUCAUAAGCUAUACAGUGCCCGACCAGCUGUGGGCAGCGUUCCUGUGGCUGGGUUACAUUAACUCCAUGCUCAAUCCCAUUCUCUAUGCCUUCUUGAACAAGUCCUUCCGCCGUGCCUUCCUCAUCAUCCUCUGCUGUGGGAGAAAGCGUUACAGCGUCAGGCGGCCAUCCAUACUAGGGCCAGGGCCCCCCUGCUCGGCCACACAGAUCAACGGCUCCACACAUGUGCUCAAGUAA